AUGCUGCAGUCUAUCCCAGAUGAGCAGAAAGACGACACAAUUAGAUUGCUUCAAUUGCUCAUAUAUUCGGAUGAGCCUCUCGAUCUGGAGGAAGCGGUGGAUGCCCUAGCGGUAGACCUUACUGCGGAACCUUACUUCGAACCAGAGUAUCGUACCCCAGUACCCACAGAAAUCAUCAUAUCUUGCACGAGCUUGGUGAUGAUAGAACGGGUUGACAUAUUAAGCCCAGACAACUACCGGCAGGUGCUUCAACUUGCACACUUCUCUGUUCAGCAAUACCUCAAGUCAGAUCAAGUAGAUCCAGGCUGGAAGCAUUUUCUGUCAGAGACUCAUGCUAAGGCAAGCAACGCCAGGUUGUGUCUUGCUUAUUGUUUCGAUCUAGAUCGAUACGGUAUCGAGGAUGACGGUCUGGAUUAUGAUGAUGAAUACCUGAAGCAGAGGCCUUUCACGAACACAGCAGCAAGAAUAUGGACGCAGUAUGCUGUGCAAGUCAAGGCGCAGGACAACAAGCUCCUCGCAUUGAUAAAAGACUUUCUCUUUUCCGACAAGCGCGAGAGGGCUCGUCUCAAUUGGCUUCGCAUGAAGGACAGCGAGGACCAAUUGAUCCCUAAUCGAGAGUGGUACACAGAGUGGUUUCGUGCAAGUCCAGAAAAGCUUGUCCCGUUGACCAUUGCCUCGGCGUGCGGCUUGUAUCAUUCUGUGGAAUCACUACUGCUCUGCAACACCGAUCCAAACGUAUUCUGUCCAGUAUGGGGAUCUGCGCUCUAUGCGGCCUCAUAUGGAGGACAUGAGGACAUCGUCCGGCUUCUGCUCUAUCACGGGGCUAGGCCUAACAUGAGAGCUGGACGGGUAGAGCUGAGCAUUGCUAUCUCCUCUCCGAUUUCGACAAAACGGCUCGAGAUUUUCCAAGCAUUGUUGCAAUAUGUUGUUGAUGUGAAUGUUUGUGACGAAGUUGUUGGGCUCCCACUUGUUCAAGCGGCAGCACAUGGAGACAGACGAAUCGUCGAUACGCUUCUUCAAAAAGGUGCCCAGGUUGAGGCUAUCGACAAUCAAGAAAGGAAAGCCCUUCAAGCAGCGGCUGUUUAUGGAGACGAUGAAAUCGUUCGGAAGCUCCUAGAGCACAAUGCUGAUGUAAAUUCGAGCGGUAAGCCCAACGGCAGUGCUCUAAUCUCUGCGUGCUACUGGGGCCACGAACAAGUUGUCCGAACACUUCUCAAAAACGGUGCCAACAUCUCUAAUCAGUCUGGUCAAUACCACUAUAAGACUGCCCUGGAUGCUGCUUGCCAUCUUGGCCAGGAAGUAAUCUUUCGGUUGCUUAUCAAGCAUGUCGGUGAGAAUUCACUGCAUUUCGACGAAGGUUCACUCGAUAAAUGCUUGAUUUCCGCCUGCAAUGGUGGACACGACAAGAUCGUAAAACUUCUCUUGGAACACGAAGUCAACGUAAAUGUACCUCAUAUCAGCUUCGGGAGUCCUCUUCUCACAGCGUCCGAAUAUGGCCACGAGGAAGUCGUGCGGCUGCUCCUGGAUCACGGCGCCGACGUCCAUCAAGCUUGGCAGAGCAGAAAUAGAAGCAAUGUUCGUGCUCUGUACCUAGCAUGCAAGGAAGGACACGAAGGGUUAGUCGAAUUAUUACUCGACCAUGGCGCUGACGUCAACGCCCAAGGUGGAGACUUGGAUACAGCCCUCAUGUUAGUAUGUGACAGAAGCUAUGAGCGACUUGUCGAACUGCUCCUUGCACGAGGAGCAAAUAUCAAUCAAGUCGGCGAAGCAUAUGGGACUGCUCUCAUUUUAGCCUGUAUGCAACGUCGAGAAUCUGUCGUAAAAAUACUGCUUGCGCAUGAGGCCGAUCUCGACCAAGCAGAGGUUUCCUCUCGAAGCUUUCACAACGCGUCAGUAUCAAGAACACCACUUCUUCAUAUCAUAGCGAUGGCCAAGCCUCUCCGUGAUGGUAGACUCUCGGGAUCUCAAGCUGCGUGGCUGCGAAUCUUGGAGAAAUUGGUAGCUGCUGGAGCUGAUGUGAACAAAGCAGAUGACCAAGGUCAGACGCCACUUCAUUACGCAGCAGUCUCAGGAAGCCCAAACUUGACAACAACGCUGAUCGAAGCAGGCGCCUUGCUUGAUCAAGUAGACGGAGAUGGGCAGACUCCUCUUUCUGAGGCCGCGAAGUGUAAAUUUAAGGGAAGCACGGAAGUUCUAUUGAACGCUGGAGCCAGGACAGAUAUGCAAGACUGUGAUGGUAGGACUGCACUCCAUCACGCAGCCGAGCAUGGCUGGCUCGAGAUCUGUACAAUACUAGUCGAAGCUGGCGCGAAGCUCGAUGUCUUGGACAGUCAAGGGCUCACUCCCUUGCAACUCGCCGAGCAAGAAGAUCACACCGAGGUUGUUACAUUUUUGUUAUGA
Aureobasidium musti is the source of this 2400-nucleotide messenger RNA. Lineage: Eukaryota; Fungi; Ascomycota; Dothideomycetes; Dothideales; Saccotheciaceae. The record is from the annotation of a GenBank genome assembly.